CGGCAGCUCCGUAACUGAAGUCUAAAUAACAAUUAACAAUUACCUAUCCGCGAGCGUAGCGAAUCGACUCAGCAAAGUAGUUGAGAGUAACGAAGAGAAGACGACGGCUCUGAAAUGGCAUCUGCAAUUGUUAGAUCUGGCCUCCGCUCCGCCAUCCGCGGCGGCGCCUCUCGUACAGCUCCAGCUCCGGCAUCUAAGAGAACUUUUUCCGCCUCUGCCUAUCACGAUGAAGCCGCUGAGGCUUCGAAGUGGGAGAAGAUUACAUACCUUGCGAUAGCCACCUGCUCUACUCUCUCAGUCUAUAACCUCUCCAAGGGUCAUCACCACCAUGAAGAGCCUCCUUCUUAUCCCUACUUGCACAUUCGCAACAAGGAGUUUCCAUGGGGUCCAGAUGGUCUUUUUGAGAAGAAGCACCACUGAUGUCUGAUGAUCGUAAUCUGAAGGAGUCGAAUAAUGGUUGUUCAUCUUUGCUUUGGCAUCAUUGGAGGCUGUAUUGUCAAAAUUAUCUUGGACAUUAUAACGGGCUGUGUUAUUUUAGUUACGUUUUGAAACGAGCAGAUGUUUUCUUUUGGCAUGCUUUCAAAUUUCGUGUUUCAUUUUUUUUAUUUUGUUUCUUGCAAUCUGCUCUAUUCAAAUAAAUUUGACGAUAUUGUUGCCAUCAUGCUUCACUGGGAUACAUGUUGGGUUUUGGUUUUGGAUGCAA
This is a messenger RNA of Coffea eugenioides, 703 nucleotides long. RefSeq names its product cytochrome c oxidase subunit 6a, mitochondrial. Bases 115 to 420 code for a protein of 101 amino acids. Gene Ontology annotation, molecular function: enzyme regulator activity. The transcript has 4 exons. Gene Ontology annotation, cellular component: mitochondrial inner membrane. Lineage: Eukaryota; Viridiplantae; Streptophyta; Magnoliopsida; Gentianales; Rubiaceae. Gene Ontology annotation, biological process: mitochondrial electron transport, cytochrome c to oxygen. The record is from RefSeq and is a predicted model, not a curated record.